AUGAAAAAGCUAUCGGCACGAUGGGUGCCGCGUUUGCUGACCAUCGAUCAAAAACAGCAGCGCGUUGAUGAUUCAACAGUCGGUUUGGCGUUGUUGCAGCGUAAUCGAGCGGACUUUUUUCGACCUUUUGUGACGAUGGAUGAAACGUGGGUCCAUUACCAUACGCCUGAGUCCAAUAGGCAGUCUGCAGAGUGGCUGAAAAGCCACGAAAGCCGACCAAAGCGGCCAAAAGACCAACGCUCGGCCGGGAAGAAGGGAAGAACAAUUACGGGAGAGUAUUAUGCAGCGUUAUUGGACAAACUGAACGACGAAAUAAAGAAAAAACGGCCCCAUAUGGCGAAGAAAAAAGUUCUGUACCAUCACGAUAACACACCGUCACACACCUCCUUGAAAGCGAUGGUCAAAAUUGGACCAAUUACGAUUCGAAUUGGUUGCUCACCCACCGUAUUCUCCAGACUUGGCUCUCAGCAACUAUUAUCUGUUCCCAAACCUCAAGCGGUGGCUCCAAGGAAAGAGAUUCACAUCGAAUGA
Acromyrmex echinatior (Panamanian leafcutter ant) is the source of this 531-nucleotide messenger RNA. RefSeq lists its product as uncharacterized. The record is from RefSeq and is a predicted model, not a curated record. Lineage: Eukaryota; Metazoa; Arthropoda; Insecta; Hymenoptera; Formicidae.